AUGUCCUCUAGCGCGAAGAAACGUCAACGGGAACCUGAAGACUGGGAUUACGCUGAUCUUAGCGGGCCAGACCCAAUGUACAAGAGGACAGCACCAGCAUGCAUCCCCGCGUCAUCAUCUACCACAUUCAGGGUCAACACCACCAUCAAGGGCCCCGAUCCGAAUCUAACGUCUUAUAGUUCUACUUUUGAUAGCAAGGCCCCUUAUAGCUAUCCUUACACCCCUCCUGCCACUGCCGCGAUGACGAUGCCAUCUAAACAGAGGAAGAAGAAGAAAGACCCUAAUGAGCCUCCGCCAGAGAAACGCGGUGCAAUGUUCAAGAAAAAGUGCCCACAGAAUAUCCUCGAUCGCGUAGAUAGGGUCAUGUCACAAAGAUUUUUCAUGGUCGACAGGAAGCGUACUGGCGAUGAGCUGCGUGAGGAGUUUAGCGUGUUAGGCUCUACGGGUAACGUGUAUGCUGUCAUCAUCGACAAAACGCCGUCCUGCAACUGCACGUCGCGUCCGGACGCCAGCAAGGGCAAUCACUGCAAGCACAUAUUGUUUAUCUUUCUGAAAGUUCUCCAAGUCAAUCAAAGUUCCGGCUUGUGGUACCAGAAAGCACUUCUCACAUCAGAGCUUCACGACCUAUUUGCGCAUGCGCCCCCGGCACCUAACUCUGUCAUCAAUCAGCGCGCCCGAGACGCGUAUGCACGCGCCACUGGCACGGCUACUGCCUCCUCUGAAGAGUCUGGCCCCGUGAAAAAGCGCCGUGCGCCUGGUCCGGAGGAUGACUGCCCCAUCUGCUACGAGAGCAUGCAUGGCGCAGACGGGAACACCCUCAUUUGGUGCGAGACUUGUUCAAAUGCAGUGCACAAGGAGUGUUUCACACAGUGGGCUAAAUCCUGUGGACACAACAUCACUUGCGUUUUCUGUCGCUCUUCAUGGGUCGAUGUUAGCACAGGUGGGCAAGCCUCUGGAAAAGGCAAAGCGACAGUGUCGGAGGGCUACAUUAACCUCGGUGCCGUUGCGGGUUUGAAUCAAGAGCGCGAUACCAGCUCCUAUUAUCAUGGCGCCAGGCGUGGGUAUCGGCACUAUGGUUAUCAAGAUUAUGAAAACCUCUUUUAA
This is a messenger RNA of Suillus paluster, 1104 nucleotides long. RefSeq lists its product as uncharacterized. The transcript has 10 exons. The coding region runs from base 1 to 1104 and encodes 367 amino acids. The record is from RefSeq and is a predicted model, not a curated record. NCBI's taxonomy places the organism in Eukaryota, Fungi, Basidiomycota, Agaricomycetes, Boletales, Suillaceae. Gene Ontology annotation, molecular function: ubiquitin protein ligase activity; zinc ion binding.